Brassica oleracea var. oleracea is the source of this 834-nucleotide messenger RNA. RefSeq names its product transmembrane emp24 domain-containing protein p24beta3. The record is from RefSeq and is a predicted model, not a curated record. Gene Ontology annotation, cellular component: endoplasmic reticulum-Golgi intermediate compartment; Golgi apparatus; endoplasmic reticulum. The transcript has 4 exons. Gene Ontology annotation, biological process: intracellular protein transport; endoplasmic reticulum to Golgi vesicle-mediated transport; Golgi organization. The coding region runs from base 62 to 718 and encodes 218 amino acids. NCBI's taxonomy places the organism in Eukaryota, Viridiplantae, Streptophyta, Magnoliopsida, Brassicales, Brassicaceae.
CAAUUAAAUCAUCCUCUCGUCUUCAUCGGCGGAGAGAGUUAAGAUCUACGAAAGGAAGAAGAUGGAGAGCAGAGAAGCGAUGAGGAACACGAAGAUCAAUGUCUUUGCAUUGGUUGGUCUGAUACUAUUGAAGUCAAUCAAUCCAAUCUCCUCGCUCUCGGUUACGGUUGAGGAAGAUGAAUGCGUCCAAGAGUAUGUCCUCUACGAAGGAGACACCGUCUCUGGAAACUUCGUCGUCGUCGACCAUGACGUCUUCUGGGGACCAGAUCAUCCUGGUAUUGAUUUCACGGUGACGUCUCCUGCUGGGAACAUUGUACAGACGAUGAAGGGGACAUCAGGAGACAAGUUUGAGUUUAAGGCACCAAGAAGUGGGAUGUACAAGUUUUGUUUCCACAACCCUUACUCUACUCCUGAGACUGUCUCCUUCUACAUUCAUGUUGGUCAUAUCCCCAACGAGCAUGACUUAGCCAAAGACGAGCACUUGGACCCAGUAAAUGUGAAGAUAGCUGAGCUGAGAGAGUCUUUGGAAUCUGUUGUUGCUGAGCAGAAGUAUUUGAAAGCACGUGAUACCCGUCACCGUCAUACUAAUGAGAGCACCAGAAAGCGAGUGAUAUUCUACACUGUAGGAGAGUACAUUUUCCUAGCAGCAGCAAGUGGUCUCCAGAUUCUCUACAUUCGCAAGCUCUUCAGCAAGUCUGUUGCAUACAACAGAGUUUGAACAUAAUUGAAACCCCAGCAUAGUUUUGUCUCUCUUUAUGUUUUGAAUUGGUGAACACAAUCAUAAAAAGUGUUAGUUGAUUAUGACCUUAACAACGAAAGACUCCUUUUGUUUCC